AAAAUCGAAACUUAAAGGAUAUAGGCUAAUCUGUAACGAGGCGUGGAGGAAAGAGAAAAAAGAUCGUAAGAGCGUGUUGGCAAAGGUUGAUCUAAACGAUGAAAUGGCUCCUAAAUCGAAACGAAAAACACGGAACAAAUCAAACGGUGCAGAGCAAGAUUUCAAACGAGAAACGCUAUUACGUGAACUUAAGCUGAGCGCUUUGAAUACGGAACGUAAUCGACGUUACUGGAGAGAAAUGCUUACGCGUGUAAGAAUGCCGGAUAUCUCAAAAAAGAUAGACAUAACUUGGCAAAUUCUAGAACACGCCUUUGACUUCAAGGACUACAGCAUAGGCUUAUUAUUGGAUAGUCUGCAAGAAGCUGAAGAUCAACGACGAACGGCAAACGGUGCUCACGUAGAGAUAAUCGAUCGAUCGUUAAAAAUACACGAAACUCGACUAACAGAUGCCGACACGCUCUUCUAUGGAAAUGUGAAAACGGCGUUAGCCGAUAAAACCUUUCAGUUUGAAAAUAUCAAUUAUUAUCGAAAUAAAAAAGAAACUGCUUUACGAAAAAUUAACUUGUUCUUAAAUCAUCGAGGUGAAAAUGCAACGAAUGUCGCGAAAAGUACUGCCAUUAGUAAGAUAUAUUUCCUACUAACGUUUUCCAUGCUUGCAGAAUCAUAUAUCAUUCUCACACGAUUAUCUCUCUCUUGAUUACUAAAAAGGUACCGUAUUACUUUCGGGACAACGAUUUCAGACAU
Messenger RNA from Bombus terrestris (buff-tailed bumblebee), 744 nucleotides. RefSeq lists its product as uncharacterized. The transcript has 2 exons. Bases 104 to 697 code for a protein of 197 amino acids. Lineage: Eukaryota; Metazoa; Arthropoda; Insecta; Hymenoptera; Apidae. The record is from RefSeq and is a predicted model, not a curated record.